Messenger RNA from Musca domestica (house fly), 4411 nucleotides. It is a transcript of the gene Octbeta1R, whose product is annotated as octopamine receptor beta-1R. Gene Ontology annotation, molecular function: octopamine receptor activity; adrenergic receptor activity. Gene Ontology annotation, cellular component: membrane. Gene Ontology annotation, biological process: adenylate cyclase-activating adrenergic receptor signaling pathway. Bases 1058 to 2800 code for a protein of 580 amino acids. The transcript has 8 exons. The record is from RefSeq and is a predicted model, not a curated record. Lineage: Eukaryota; Metazoa; Arthropoda; Insecta; Diptera; Muscidae.
UCUGUAUCCUUUGAAGUGACCAAAAGCCAUAAACUGUUGUUAAUAGUUAAAGAAAAAUAAAAACGAAAAACCGAGUGAAAAUACAUUUGUCAAUAACUAUAAAAAGCCACAUUAAAAGGCCAUUGUUCAGUGUUGAUAUCUCCUGAAUCGCCAUCAUUCUCUCUCUUUUCGGCUGCAGUGCAAAAAAAACCAUUAAACACGCCAAUAAAUGUUGGGAUUAUUGAAUUUCUAUUACCUGGACGGCAAUAAAAAGCCAUGUGGCAAUCAAUGGAAAUCCACUUUCCAUGCUGCCGUCUGUCAUGCUGUUAUGAAAAACUCUUCAAGUGUAAUGGCGGUGCCGGACAAAUCCUCGCUACAAAUGACAAAAACACCGUCGUCAAAUAUUUAAAAAAUCAUCAGCCAAAAUAUCAUCACCGUCAUCACCAACGUCGCUGCGGACACAAUCAAUGCCAAUUACAAAAUUGUCCCGAUUAUCAUUUAAAAUGUUGUUGUGGUUGUUGUUGUUGUCUCAUUAAAUGCUUAAAAUCCAAUAAGAACAACAAAACACCGAUACGACAGUUAAACGUUUUAAAGCCAAGGUAUUUUGGUGGUCACAAAUCCCUUUGGAGAAGGGGAAACACCAACACCACCACCCUCACCGCCGCCACCUUCAAUAUUGUAAACAUUGAUAACAAGAAGAAGCAGCGAAAUUGGCACCUGCUGUCAGCGAAUGUACCACAACCAGAACACCUUGGAGAACAACAACAAAAACACCAUCAUAUAAAGUAUUAGCCUUGAUAGAGCAUUUAAUGAAAAACUGGUGUUCAACAGAUUGAAGAGAGGGAGAGGGAGAGAGAAAGAAAUUUUUCCCCGAGAAAAAGAAAAACGAAGAACUUUUGAAAACAAAUCAAACACAGAAAACCGCUUGUUGUGAAUGUUAAAAAGUUGAAUACUCCAUCGAACUUUUUGCGGAGAUUUAUAGAAUUUCCCUGGAAACCCUAACAAGCCCUCCCCCGCCAAGAUACCCCUUUAAGAGACUGACUUGUUUGAGUGUUGAUUUUUGUUGACCACCGAAAAGAUGACACCCCCACCACUGCUACCACCCCACCCCACAACCACAUCGUUUGCCACAACAACCCUGGCAACAGCCGCUGCCACAGCCACCAACUCUCUGCUAACAUCUUUGAUAAACAUGACAACUAUUACAAGUUCCUCAGCGCCCGACUCCAUGCCGGCUGGCCUCAGUUCGCCUAACGAUGUCUUCAGUGGCAGCAACAACAGUGGGAGUGGUUACAAUCAUCAUCAGCAACAGCAGCAGCAACAACAACAUCACAAACAUCUGCAUCACCAGUCGUCGGCUUCAGCUGCCUCCCAGCCGUACCAGUCGUCUCACCACAAUCAUCUGAUACACAUUGCCGAGGACACAAAUUCGAAAUAUUUGAAUUUUGUGGCCAACGGCCUGUUGGACACCAGCGGCGUUAUAGGUGGUGGUGGUGCCGUCGUUGGCUCUGGCAAUGCUCUGGAAAUUGGCCACAUGGACGAUCCGUUUAGUAUAAGUAAUUUUGGCAACAUUGGUGGCUCCACAGAUGGAGGCGUUAGUCCCGUUUCAGUGGCCAGCCUUGGCACAGACAUCACCGGCAGCGGCAGUGCCGGCGGUGGUGGCAGCAGUUCAGUUCCUAUCGAUGCCCUCAGCGAGUCGCAUUUAACAUUUGUCAUCGUCAAGUGUUUCAUUAUCGGUUUCAUCAUCCUCGCUGCCAUACUCGGCAACAUGCUGGUCAUUGUAUCCGUCAUGCGACACAGGAAAUUGCGGAUUAUCACCAAUUAUUUUGUGGUCUCUCUGGCGGUGGCGGAUAUGCUGGUGGCUCUGUGUGCCAUGACCUUUAAUGCUUCCGUGGAAAUAUCCGGCAAAUGGAUGUUCGGCUCAAUCAUGUGUGAUAUGUGGAACAGUUUCGAUGUAUACUUUUCGACGGCGAGUAUCAUGCACCUGUGCUGCAUAUCGGUGGAUAGAUACUAUGCCAUUGUCCAGCCACUGGAUUAUCCUUUAAUUAUGACACACCGGCGAGUGUUCAUCAUGUUGGUCAUUGUGUGGCUGGCGCCGGCCCUGCUCUCAUUUCUGCCCAUCUGUUCCGGUUGGUAUACGACCAGUGAAAAUUGGCGUUACUUAAAGUCAAAUCCUCAUAUCUGUGAAUUCAAAGUCAAUAAAGCGUAUGCCAUUGUCAGCUCAUCGGUAAGCUUUUGGAUACCUGGCAUUGUCAUGCUUUCAAUGUAUUAUCGCAUUUAUCAGGAAGCAGAUAGACAGGAACGGCUAGUUUACAGGUCGAAAGUUGCCGCUCUGCUGCUGGAGAAACAUUUGCAAAUAAGUCAAAUACCCAAACCCCGUCCUAGCAUCCAGGUGGAGCCCUCAACCAUAUCGACGAUGCGAAGAGAACGCAAAGCGGCACGCACCCUGGGCAUCAUUAUGAGUGCCUUUCUGCUGUGUUGGCUGCCCUUCUUCCUUUGGUACAUCACAUCAACACUGUGUGACAGCUGUACCACUCCUCGCAUCGUUGUGGGCAUCCUCUUUUGGAUUGGUUAUUUCAAUUCGGCCCUGAAUCCCAUUAUUUAUGCCUACUUCAAUCGGGAUUUCCGCGGAGCAUUUAAGAAAACAUUGAAGUCCUGCUGUCCGUACAAGCUCAUAAAUUGUCGUGUCAGCGCUGGCGGCGAAAUGCCACCGUUUGUUAAUUCCACAGCUUCAUCGGAGAUCCACAUGAAUAUACUGCGGGCACGUCAGUACGCCACCUCGGCCUCAUCGCAUCAACUGCAGACAUUAUAUCAAAAUUAAAGAUGUGAGCGAGAAUAGCAACAGCAACAAUAUUUACAACAACAACAACUAGAGAAGAAAAUGGAAAAAGUAAAGAAAACUCAUACGGAACCUAGUUACUGUACUUCCCCACCACCAUCUUCUCAUCAUCCCCCUGUUGCUGGCUGCUGCAAGUAGGUAGGUAGUAGAUAAACGAAUUUGCCGUUAAACGAAUCGCAAGUUAAGACGUCACAAAUAAUCCUCAAAACACAACGGGCAUAUCACUCAAAAAGCCAAGAACAAAAACAGCAGAACGGACAUCUUCCAUCUAUCAUCCGAACAAUUGAGACAGAAAAGUGUAUUUCCACCAUAAUCUUAAGCUUAAAACAAAAACAGAAAAACCUACCGCAUACAAACACACGAACCUAAGCUCCAUUGGAUGGCCUGAAGCCAUUUCCUAGUGCACUUUUGUGUACUUUUUUGGACAAACCAUCAUCAGACCACUGGGACACCAUCAUACACCAACACACUCCCACACACACAAACGGAAAACUUCUAAGGUAUGGUAGUCACAAAGAAAACAAACCAAAGAAUUCUGAAACAUAAACAAUAAAUACACAAAUAGUCAAAGUUAAUAAGUUGUAGUUCAACUUCAAUAAAACAAAAGAACAGUUGUGUGGCAUGAAAUAGCAAAGUUAUAAAAACAGAAAAAAAUGCGAAUUACGUUCGGCCGGACCGAACUUUUAAUACCCUCUACCAUUUGGAAGAAAUUUGCAAUUUCAAGCUGAUCUAGGAUAUAUAUACAUUGUGGAGUUUAAAAUGGAUUUUUGGAGGAGUUACAAACGGGAUGACAAGCCUAAUAUACAGGGUGAGAUAAAAAAACUGUAACAAAGUCAAACGCCAUAAUUUUUACAUUUUUUUUUUUUUUAAUUUUAUUGAAUGAAAGCAAAACAUUUUGGACAUAGCUUUAAAUCUUGGAAUAAGUAUUGAUUUGUUCGAAUUGGUAACCCUUGGCACGAAUUAUGCCCUUCAAACGGCCAAUGAAACCGUCACACGCUGCCCGAAUGUUGCUCUGCGGUAUUUUAAGGUGAUCGACACUUUGGAAUUUUUAGUGCCAACCUUGCUUUCCAGAGAUUUUGUUGGCCAUUGGACGCUGGAAAUGAAGCGAGGAAUCUCAUUUUGUAACCAUUCUUGGGUGGUGCGUGCUGAAUGUGAUGGUUCUGAGUCCUCUUGGAAUGUCCAAGGUCUGCAACCAAAAUGUUUGCGUGCCCAAGACUUAAUGCACCCUACAGAAUAUGUUCGCGAUAAUAUUCGGCAUUUUUUCUGAUGCCAUGGCCGAUUAAUACGAACGGAGAGCGACCAUCGGCUUUAAUGGCGGCACACACCAUCACCAUGGCCGGCGCUUGAGUUCUGGUGGCCAAUCGAAGAUGCACAUUUUCAGCUGACCUCUUUGGCAAGUAAAAACGAUCAUUUUGUUUGUUUACAAAGUGCUGGACAAUGCAUGUUUAGUCGUCGAAGAAAACCGAAUUUGGCAGUUCACCACUUACGGCCAAGCGAGCCAACUCUGAGUCUAUUUUCUUUCUGUUGCGGUGUAAGUUCUUGCACUCCUUGGAAUUUCAAUGGAAUUUACCACGAGCUCAUUUUUCACUAUUU